Messenger RNA from Trichoplax adhaerens, 2169 nucleotides. RefSeq lists its product as uncharacterized. The record is from RefSeq and is a predicted model, not a curated record. Lineage: Eukaryota; Metazoa; Placozoa; Uniplacotomia; Trichoplacea; Trichoplacidae. Gene Ontology annotation, cellular component: catalytic step 2 spliceosome. Gene Ontology annotation, molecular function: RNA binding; RNA helicase activity; ATP binding. Gene Ontology annotation, biological process: mRNA splicing, via spliceosome. Bases 1 to 2169 code for a protein of 722 amino acids. The transcript has 29 exons.
AUGGCGAAAGACAAAGAUGAAAGUAGGUAUCGCAGCCGUAAUCAUGACUAUGAUAGCGAUAGGCGAAAGAGAGAUAGAGAUAGAGAGAGAGAUAGAGAGAGAGAUAGAGAUAGAGAUAGAGACAGGGAUAAAGAUAGAGAAAGAAAUAGACCAAGAUCUCGCUCCAGGAAUCCAUUAUCACUGGAAGAACUAAUAAUAAAAAGAAAUCAAGAAAAGGAAGAGCAAUCGAAACCUAAAUUUUUAACCAAAGAAGAACGUGUUGCCGCAGCCCUAAAGAAAAGACAGCUAGAAGUUGAGGAAAGGAAUAAGAAGCUACAGGAAGAACGAGAAAAAAGACAAAAAUUUGAGGAGGAGAGCAAUCAAGAUCGUAGGUCUAGACGAGAUCGAAGGGAAAGAGAUCGUCGAGAAAUACACGAUGAUCUUGAUAGAGACAAACAGAAGGAACUUGAUGCGAUUAAACAACAAUACCUUGGUGGUAUAAAAAAGAAAAAGAAACUGCGUCGUAUGAACGAAAGAAAAUUUGUGUUCGAUUGGGAAGCUACAGAUGAUACGUCCGAUGAUAUUAACCCUAUAUAUCAGGAAAGACAUAAUAUUCAAUUUCUUGGACGCGGGCACAUUGCUGGAAUUGACUUAAAGGAACAAAAGAAAAAUCAAUCGAGAUUUUAUGGGGAUUUAUUAGCAGAAAGACGCACUAAGGAAGAAAAAGAUAUGGAAAGAGACCGAAUUAAUCGAGAAAAAAAUAAAGAGAAAAGGGUAGCUUAUGAUGAGAGACAUUGGACUCAAAAAGAUUUGGAUGAAAUGACUGAAAGAGAUUGGAGAAUUUUUCGUGAAGAUUACAAUAUUAGUACAAAAGGUGGAUCUAUUCCAAAUCCCCUUAGGGCGUGGUCGGAAUCCGAGUUAUCAAAGGAAUUGCUUGACAUAAUUAGCGACUUGAAAUAUAACGAACCGACCCCAAUUCAACGGCAAGCAAUUCCGAUUGGCUUGCAAAAUCGAGAUAUAAUUGGUGUGGCAGAAACAGGUAGCGGUAAAACAGCUGCUUUCUUAAUACCUUUAUUGGUAUGGAUAACCAGUUUGCCUAAAAUUGUUAGGGAAGCUGAUAUUGAUCAAGGUCCAUAUGCAAUCAUUAUGGCACCCACGAGAGAGUUGGCACAACAGAUUGAAGAAGAAGCUGCUAGAUUUGGAAAACCUGUUGGGAUUCGAACCGUUGCCGUGAUAGGAGGGCUUAACAGAGAGGAACAGGGCUUUCUCCUAAGGCAAGGAUGUGAAAUCGUUAUUGCGACGCCCGGACGACUUCUGGAUGUAUUAGACAAUAGUUAUCUUGUUCUUAAUCAAUGCACCUAUGUCGUAUUGGAUGAAGCUGAUCGUAUGAUUGAUAUGGGCUUCGAACCAGAUGUACAAAGUAUCCUUGAAUAUCUACCAGUUAGUAAUCAGAAGCCCGAUACAGAUGAUGCUCAAGAUCCUAAUAAGAUACGGUUAAAAUUAGGCGAUAAGAAUAGAUAUCGACAGACCGUCAUGUUCACAGCAACAAUGCCACCCCCUGUUGAGAGAUUAGCUAGGAGUUAUCUGAGGCGACCCGCAGUAGUAUACAUUGGAUCUGCAGGAAAGCCUACAGAGAGCGUGGAACAAAUAGUUCACAUGAUGAAAAAUGAAAACGAUAAACGAAAGAAACUUGUUACACUACUUAAAACACUGGAAUCGCCCAUUAUUAUAUUUGUUAACCAAAAGAAGGGUUGUGAUGUUCUUGCAAAAUCUCUCGAGAAAAUUGGGUAUCGCUCUGCGACAUUACACGGUGGUAAAAGUCAGGAUCAAAGAGAGCUAGCUUUGAACGGACUCAAAUCAGGUUCAAAAGAUAUUCUUGUAGCUACUGACGUAGCAGGCCGUGGUAUUGACAUACGGGACGUACAAUAUGUUAUAAAUUACGAUAUGGCGAAAUCGAUUGAAAGUUAUACUCAUCGGAUUGGUCGUACUGGGCGUGCUGGAAAGACUGGUACCGCUAUAACUUUCUUAACUAAUGAUGAUUCAGGCGUGUUCUAUGAUCUUAAGCAAUUAUUGCUGUCAAGUCCUAUAAGUACAUGUCCGAUAGAGCUAUCAAAUCAUCCUGACGCUAACAGUAAACCAGGAAAAAUUAUGACAAAGAAGCGAAGAGAAGAGAAAAUAUUUAUCGCUUAG